UGCACAAACAGCUCCCAGUUCACUCUCCUGUGCUUAAACUGGUGCAGCUGGAAGCUGUGGGAAACAGGUGGCUGCUCCGCCUUGUCCUUGGGCUGUAGAGAGAGCAAAACUGAGCUCUGCGUCAUGUUUCUGCGAGCUACGCUGGAGGGACCUUCCCCUUAAGAGGCAAAAGUGGGGCUGGGGUUAUGCAAAGGAGCCUAAAGGCGAGGGGGGGCGGCAGGAGGGCUGGGCGCCGCCGCUGACUUCCCAUCUCCCGCUCGUCUUUUCCCUGCUUUUCUCCCGUUUCAGUGUGGCAUUGUCCUGGGAGCUCUGCUGCUGAUUUUCUGUUCUUGGAUGACUCAUCAAUCCUGCAUGUUCCUGGUGAAAUCGGCCAAUCUCAGCAAGCGCAGGACCUACCCCGGCCUCGCGUUUCAUGCCUAUGGAAAAGCAGGAAAAAUGUUGGUGGAAACAAGCAUGAUUGGGCUGAUGCUGGGAACUUGCAUUGCUUUCUAUGUCGUCAUUGGUGAUUUGGGGUCCAACUUCUUUGCCCGGCUGCUUGGAUUUCAGGUGUCAGGCAGUUUCCGGAUAGUCCUGCUCUUCGCCGUCUCCCUGUGCAUUGUGCUUCCCCUGAGCCUCCAGAGGAACAUGAUGGCCUCCAUCCAGUCCUUCAGUGCCAUGGCUCUCAUCUUUUACACCGUCUUCAUGUUCGUGAUCGUGCUGUCGUCCUUCAAGCACGGCCUCUUCGGCGGGCAGUGGCUGCAGCGAGUUAGUUACACUCGUUGGGAGGGCAUUUUCCGCUGCAUCCCCAUCUUUGGCAUGUCUUUUGCCUGUCAGUCUCAGGUCUUGCCUACCUAUGAUAGCUUGGAUGAGCCGUCUGUUAAAAUCAUGAGCUCCAUAUUUGCUUCCUCCCUCCACGUGGUCACCACCUUUUACAUUACGGUCGGCUUCUUUGGCUACGUGAGUUACACUGAAGCCAUUGCUGGGAACGUCCUCAUGAAUUUCCCUUCCAACCUGGUGACGGAGAUGAUUCGAGUGGGGUUCAUGAUGUCGGUAGCUGUGGGGUUCCCCAUGAUGAUCCUUCCGUGCAGACAGGCGCUGAACACCCUUCUCUUUGAGCAGCAGCAAAAAGACGGCACCUUCGCCGCCGGGGGUUACAUGCCCCCGCUUCGGUUCAAAGCCCUGACGUUGGCUGUUGUGUUUGGAACCAUGGUAGGAGGCAUCAUGAUCCCGAACGUGGAAACAGUCCUGGGCCUGACAGGUGCUACGAUGGGAAGCCUCAUUUGUUUUAUCUGCCCGGCUCUUAUUUACAAGAAGAUCCACAAGAAUGCACUUUGUUCACAGAUGAUACUGUGGAUUGGCCUGGGAAUACUGGUUAUCAGUACGUACACCACCCUGUCUGCCACGGAGGACGCCCCUGUGAAGCCAGAAGCGGUGGGCUUGGAGCACCUGGAUGGAGAGGAGAACAGAAUUGACCAGGAUUCGGUUAAAAUCCCAGAGCAGAACCCGGCAGUGGAGGAGGCGGAGGAUGACCGCGAUAAACCGAAGCUGCUGGAGGAGAAGGAGGAGAUGGAGCAGCCGCAAAUCAAGGUGCCCAUGGAGGUACCCAAGAGAGAGGAGGAGAGAGGGAAGCCGGAGGAGAAAGUGCAGCUUGACCGUCCUGAUCAAGGGAUUGCCCUGCCCGUGGGGGAAGCACAUCGCCACGAGCCACCCGUCCCGCACGACGAAGUGGUGGUGGACAUGGGGCGGGAGCGGGAGGAAUCCGAUGAGAACAAGCUCGUGCCCGGAGGAGCCGACGAUCGUCUGCUGAAGCCGGUGCUGGAGGAACCAGCCGCCCUGAAUCCCCAGAAUGAGGCACUUGGCCCGAAACAAGGGAAGGAAGCGAUUGCUGAGAGCCAACUGCGGGGAGGGACUGACGAGCCCGCUAAAAAUCCGAAGAACGUCCUGGAGGUGAUCGUGCAGCAGGAUGGCAGGCUGCCACACAAAGAGCUGGAGCCAGACAAACAAGAGCUGGAAGCCAAGGCGCAAGCUGCCGCGCCGGACGGUGAGAAGAAAGCUGAGGCUGCAGGUGACGGGGAGAAAUCAAAGCUCCAGCUCCCCAGGAAAGCAGAGGAGGCUGUGAAAUCUGUGGAGAAGGAAGCUGACCCUGGUGAGAAGCAGGAGCUGCCGCUUCCGGACAGAGCGGAUCAGCUGGAGCCGAGGGAGCUCCGAAACACCGAGGAGAAGCAACAGGAGAACGUGGAGAGCAAGCUGGAGGAAGCAGGGCAGGCGAACCUGCUUGAUCAUGCCGUGCUGCUGCAGGUGAUCAAAGAACAGCAGGUCCAGCAGAAGCAGCUACUUGACCAGCAGGCAAAACUCCUGGCUGUGAUAGAAGAGCAGCACAAGGAGAUCCACCAGCAAAGGCAGGAGGAGGGCGGGGAGGAGAAGCCAAAGCAAGCGGAAACGCAGCAGGAGCCCGCUGUGCCUUUCUCCAAGAGCAAGGAGGACGAGGGCCUCGGGGCUAAGCAAGAAGCUGCUGCAAAGCUGCUCAGCAAGGAGCUGUUGGAGCCCCCUGCGCCGGGCGCGGGCCGGCAGCCUGCUGACUCCGCGGAGCAGCGCAGGGGGGCUGCAGGAAAGCUGGAAGAGGCUGGGCACAGGCGUGAGAUUCCCGGGGUUCCUCCCAAGGAGCGGAAGGUGCUGCCACAGGAGAAUGAGAGAGCUGUUAAAAAUGCAGCGGAGAACUGGGAUCCCCUUCACGGGGAUGCCCAACGCAUUCCAGCAGCCAGAAACCACCUAGAAAAGAAACCCUUGGCGGAGGAUUUAGGAGGAGAUCGCGAAGCCAAAGCUGGAAGAGACGUCCACGAGAAGAAGAAUUCCCUGAAAGCUGUGGAAGUAGCUACAGCUCCCAUCCAAAGAGAACAGCUGGGGGCUGCCAAAGUUCAGGGAAAGAGUCUGGAAAGAGACUCAGGAAUCGACCUUAAAGCCAAAGCACUGAGUCAGGUGGAGCCCAAAGACCUGGCAGUGGCGCUGGGCUCCUCCAGAGUGGCAGCGAGCGAGCAGCGCCUGCGGGAGCCUCGCGGAGGUGCAGACGCCGAGGGAGCUGAGGGUGCUGGCGGGCGGCAGCGAGACCUGCGCAGGGACCUGCCUGGCAGAGGGGACCUAAAGGAAGAAGCUCCUCGAGAGAACGUGGUGGACGAGGCCCAGGACCCGCAGGGAGGUCUGCGGAGGAAGCAGAGGCACGGCGACGGGGUGUUCUCCAACAAUGCUGAGAAGAAACCAGGCCCUGAGAAAGGGUCUGAGAAAGGAGCAGCUGCCCAGGGGGACCAGAAACUGGAGCACGACGUCAAACCGAACCGUGACCUGAAACUGCAGGCGGACCUGGACCUCCGCCGGAGGAGACGGGACCUGCUGCCUCCCGAGGAGGAUGAAGAGGAGGCUGCUCAGGGGGCGGGGGUCUUCAUUGGCCUCAACCCCCUUCCAGAUGUGAAAGUAAACGACCUCCGGAGCGCUCUAGAGACACGAUUAAACCAAGUCGCGGAGGGGGCUCAGCAGGUGGUCCACAGCCGGCAGAUCAAGCAGAUGACGCAGGCGGACGGGAGCGUGUGAGCGGGGUGGUCGUGCUCGGUGGGUGGCUGCGGGUGUUGGCCGCUGGCGCGGGGCUGAGGAGCUCCAGAGGGAAGGUUCGACUCCACCAGCUGGAUUUUUGGCCGCUGUCGCUCAGGCAGGGGCUGCUCUGAGCCAGCAGCGCUUUGCUGGACGCAGCGCUUGGGCCCACGCGAUCUCCUCGGGCCUGCGAGCACCGUCCAGGGGAGCGGCGGCUGCUCGAGCCUCUGCCGUGGCAGCACCUCCCUGCGCCUGCCCGAGGAGCUGGCACCCGUGAAAGAAAAGCUUGUCCCGCUGUCCUCUGGCUUUCGGAGGUUGCCACCUGCCUUGGUUCCCUGCCAGACCAGCUUUCAAGGACCUUUUUCAACAUCUCAUCCAUAUCAGAUUGCCUUGUCCACCCGGCUCCCGACCCCCGAAGCGAGGUGGGUCCUCCGAGAGGUUCCUCUGCCCGCGUGGGGCUGCGGGAGGAGGGACCCGGGGAUCGAGGCCUCGGGGAAGGGCUUUAUUCUGGAGAAGCAUCAAGUCAUGAGUUGAGGACCGGCUUAGCCAAUUGCUUUGGUGUUUCUCUUGAAUUGGGAGCUGUUAGUCUUGCAUGUUUAGGAGAUAGUUGUGGUUUAGGAACCUAGUUUAGUAGAAACGCUGCCUUAAACGGGCACAACUGCUGCCGUUGUGCUGCCUCUACUCCCAGGGAUUCAAUUGGUUGGCCACCCACUAGCAAUAACACGGAGCUUUGCUCUCGCCACCCUCCCCGGAUGCUCAGCUCUCCUCUGUGCUUUCAAGCUUGACUUCUCCUGUCCAAAGUGCAUUAUGAAGCUCAACCCCGGGGGGGCUGCAGACUAGCCCCCACCCCCUUCCCAAACCAGCUGGAUUUUUCUGCAAGAGAUGACUAAUUUGGGAACAAAAGACGCGGCUUAGAAGGGCGGACUCGGGGGCUUGGCUCGAGCAUACCUACCUCUUCUCUCUGUAACGUGGUGGAGCGUGUUUGUUUUGUGCGUUCUUCCCAGCCCCCCUCUGCGCCGCAUUUUCCAUCCAUAGAUGUCAGGACUCCGCCCCUGGAAAUAUAUUUUAUGAGGGAGGAAGGGAAGAGCUGCGUUGAGAGCCCUGGUUCGUUUCAGGCUCCCAGACAGUGAUUCAUCCCUUUGUGGGUUUUUUUGUGUGUUUUUACAUCCUGACUUGCGAAUGUACGAAAUCGAAUCCCAAAGCUCUCACUAGAACGGCUGAAAUUUCCCAGCCUGGAGUCUACAGACCUCAUCACUGUGGUGGUUUUUAUAUCCGUCUCUCAACGUGUCUUUGGUAAAUUAGCCUUGUCGAGUCUGUGUCUGAUGGGACCUCGCAGAGCUGGGGUCGUUACCGGACACGCGGGACUGUCACAGCGGCUCGGGUCACUUGGGAACUCUGCUGCCGCCCGCCUGGGACGUGGGCCCCUUGCUCGAAGGACGUCGUCUUAAUUUCUCAUUCAAAUGACACAGAGCCACAGGGCAACAGCCACGGACCCCGGGCGUACUUCAGGAGGACCACCCGCGCUACAUCCCCGUGCCUGUCAUGGCCUUAACCCUCAGGACCCCCCAUUGUACAAGCCAGCUUCGCCAUCACGCUGUCCCAAAGCACAAUAACGUGGCCGGGAGCCCCGGAGCCGCCGGGGCAGGGACGGCAGCGCCGCGUCCCUGCGGGGAGACGGGUCCCGGCUUUGUCCCCUGCGGCACCGACCGGCCUUUCUGAAGCGAGAGGGAGCUGGAUCUGCCCCUUCCCGCCGUUCCCUGCCUGCCAGGGGCUGCCUGCGCAGGCAGGGUGUGGGCAGGCUCCCGCCCCGCGCUGCCAGACCCGCCUGUGGUUGUUGGCGUCGAGUUUGUGUGAACGCAAAAAAAGGACCAAAGAUGCUGCUGCCCCUUCCUCAGCAGCGGGGAAAGGUGCAGCCCAACCUAGCCGCCGGGCUGGAAGGCAGCCGGUGCUGCGUCAGAGCGGAGGGAAGACUGAGCUGAUCAAUAAAAUAAGCUGAAGCAUUUUGAUCCGGAUUCUCU
Messenger RNA from Athene cunicularia (burrowing owl), 5576 nucleotides. RefSeq names its product solute carrier family 38 member 10 (gene SLC38A10). The record is from RefSeq and is a predicted model, not a curated record. Bases 334 to 3561 code for a protein of 1075 amino acids. Gene Ontology annotation, biological process: amino acid transmembrane transport. The transcript is spliced from 15 exons. Gene Ontology annotation, molecular function: amino acid transmembrane transporter activity. Lineage: Eukaryota; Metazoa; Chordata; Aves; Strigiformes; Strigidae.